Messenger RNA from Linnemannia hyalina, 1431 nucleotides. Lineage: Eukaryota; Fungi; Mortierellomycota; Mortierellomycetes; Mortierellales; Mortierellaceae. The record is from the annotation of a GenBank genome assembly.
AUGGUUUCCGACCACUCAAACUCGGACGACCCACAAUCAGACGACGACGACGACAAUGACCAAGACAACCACGAUUCCGACAAGGAUGAGGCCAGCGAGGUGUCUAGGGGUACAGACGACGAAGGCGACAGCGACGAAAAUGACGACAGCGAUGACAAUGAAGACAGCGACGAAAGCGGUAGCGAAGACACCAACAGCAGCGAAGCCGAUGACGACGAAGACGACAAUGAGGAUGAGGACGGGGAAGAUUCCGAGAGCGCUCAAUCAGCCAACAACCGCAGUGUCCGAUCCAGGCGACCACUUUCGUCCUCAUCAUCGACAUCAACACCGUCCUCAGGUCCCUUCAUCUGUCCCAUCAAAGGCUGCACCCGCAAGUUCAAUAACCGACAAUCGCUGACCUCUCAUAUUCGCGAACACACUCCUGAGGAGGCUGGCUUUCGUUACCCAUGCACCACGCCCGGUUGUCGGUUCUUCUCAGAGUCGCGCCGAGGUCAUGCCACACAUUCUCGGACAUGCGGAGGCGACCCCUCGGCAUCCUAUCCCUGUCCGUGGGACGACUGCGAGAGAAUCUUUUCAACAGCCAACGGAUUAGCUCAACACCGACGACGACACACGGUCUUCAAGAAUCCUGGCAGCAAAAAGCUUACAGCUAUCAAGAGCUUUGCCAAAAAGUACCGCUGUCAUUGGCCAGGCUGUAAGAAGGUUACGACCCGGCCCAAGGAGUUUGAGGAGCAUCUGGAGCGGCACGCAGAGCAGCAGAGAAAGUCGUUAUGGCCAUGUAGAGUGGAUGGGUGUAAAAGGGCAUUCGAGACGAGGUCUGCGAUGAGAUCCCAUUUGGCCAGAUGCAAGGAAGGAAAACCGGACCUCCAGCCUCCGCAACCCAAGGAGGUGGGCAGAGCUUGGCUCAAGAGUGCACCUGAGGCACCGAUGCCUAGUCGCAGUCGAAAAGACUCCAAGUACCGAUGCGAUGUUCCUGGCUGCGGAGUUGCGCUGGUGAGCUCAUGGAAGCUGAAACGACACAAGGAAUGGCACGAGGAGCACGUACUGGGAGUCAAGUGGAUCUGUUUGGUGAAGCGCUGCGGCAAGAUUGAGUACCCUGGUACCUGGAAUCUUUUGGACCACCAGGCAAGGCGACAUCCCGAGCUGAGCGCGGACCACCACUUUCCCUGCCCCUACCACGGAUGCGAGCAUAUGUUUCCCGAUCAAAAAGAGGCCUACGUCCACGACUGCCGCUUGAACAAGAAAAAGUGCACGGUUAAGGGAUGCGACUGUGUGCUUCCUAACCUAGAGUCAGAGGAAGCGCACAUGUUGCUUCACCGGAUUCUCGACGCCUCACCACCGUACAAAUGCUCUGAGAAAAGUUGCCAUCAGGAAUACGAGGAUCGCGAGGUGUUCUUUGCGCAUGCAACUGGCCAUAUCUUUGAGCCGUGA